AUGGACUCGUCAGCAAAGUUAUCAAUUAUCAACCCUCAGCCGGCGAAGCUGCCUGGCCCAGCCCUUCUACAUGAGCUUGUUGCCGGUACAUCGAGCUCACCAGCUUUAGACCAUCUCCAGGGGACAUUUCGGACGUCCUUCACAUACGACGAGCUACACGCUGUUUCAGAUACCAUCGCAGAUAAACUAUCCAGUGUUGUUCGGAAUCGCGAUGCUCCCUUCGUGGUCCCGAUCCUGAUGAGGCAGUCGCCUCUCUUGUACGCUAGUCUUCUGGGCAUCCUCAAAGCCGGUGCAGCAUUCUGUCCUUUGAACCUCGACGCGCCACCGGAGCGAGUAUCCUUUAUCAUCCAGGAUGUCUCCGCAGCAGUGGUUCUCGUGGAAGAAGAUCUAGUGGCCAGGAUGCCGGAAGGGGUAGAGGCAGAUGUAAUGACAAUACAGUGGAUGUCUGAAAAGCCUGCAACAUCCAAGCACUCACCAAAAGUCUCCUCGACGGACCUCGCCUAUGUCAUGUAUACUUCGGGAUCUACAGGGACACCCAAAGGUGUUGGCUUAUCGCACGGCGCCGCCACUCAAGCAUUGCUUGCGCAUGAACGACAUAUACCCCAAUUUAGCCGAUUUUUACAGUUUGCCGCCCCGACUUUCGAUGUCUCGGUCUUUGAGAUUUUCUUUCCUUUGGCUAGAGGACGCACUUUGGUCAGUGUGGAGCGUGGCCAGUUGCUCGAUGACCUGGCAGCCGCCAUACGAGAAACCAAUGUUGAUGCGUGCGAGCUUACACCAACUGUGGCAGGGAGCCUGUUACGGUCCCGAAAUGCCGUGCCUGAACUCAAGCUUUUGCUGACCAUUGGUGAGAUGCUCACGGAGCCAGUCAUCCAUGAAUUUGGAGGAGGCGAGGGGCGAGAGAGUAUCCUUUGGGCAAUGUAUGGCCCGACAGAAGCCACCAUUCAUUGUACUCUUCAACCAGCGAUGCAAGCCGUAUCGAGUGUUCAAAAUAUUGGGUUUCCGCUCGACACCGUCUCUGCUUUUGUCAUCCAACCAGCUAAAUCCGACGAGGAAGCUUUGACGGUUCUGCCUUUGGGCGAGGUCGGAGAGUUGGCAGUAGGUGGCCACCAGCUGGCUGAAGGCUACCUGAAUCGCCCAACACAAACGGCUGCCGCUUUCAUCGAGACUCCUUACGGUCGCCUCUACAGAACCGGGGACAAAGCAAGAGUCUUGUCGAAUGGCACUCUCGAGUGUCUGGGCCGGUUAUCUGAAGGGCAAGUCAAGCUUCGCGGUCAGAGACUGGAGAUCAACGAGGUACAGCAAGCCAUUUUACGUGUGAAAUCGUGUCAUGGUGCUGUCGUCGCCGUUCACGAGUCCACAUUGGUCGCAUUUUGCGCCACGGACCCGGGUGUACUGGAAGACGUCAUCCGGGACGAGUGCAAAAAGUGGUUGCCUCAGUUCAUGAUCCCAAGCGUCCUCAUGCUGAGUGACUCUUUCCCCAAACUCCCAAGUGGAAAGGUGGACAAGAGAAAGCUGCUUGCUGAUUACGCUACAAAUCUAUCAGCGAACACAAACUCUGGGGAAGAGCAUGGCAUCCCGGGGUCGUUUAUGAGUGCCUUUAUGGAUAUCUUGGGCCCGCAUGUUGAAGCACACACAAUACUUCCAGCAGCAGGUCUGGAUUCACUUUCUGCUAUUCGCAUAGCGUCUUCCCUGGGAGCUGUCGGGUAUCCAACGUCAGCGGCCUCCCUUAUUAAAUGCAAGAGUGUUGCAGAUGCUUGGCAUCUGGUACGGACGGCGGAAGGGGAGACAGAGGCCGUCCCAGCCAGUUCUCAGAGGAGCUUGCUCCAUCGCUUGGAAGAUGUACUGGCACAAAAUCCUGAUACUCAUGUCGCCAAAUUUGCGGUAUCAGAUAUCCUCCCCUGCUCAGCUUUGCAAACGGCCAUGCUAGCCGAGACAGUCGGACAGCCUGACCUGUACUGGAACGAACUCGAGCUCGAUGUGGCCGACAGUGCCAACCGAGUGGCAGCGGCUUUCACGACGAUAAUAGAACAAACAGCCAUACUUCGAGGAAUCUUCGUCUUCCUGGAUGGCACCUUUGUCUGCCUGGUGAAGCAAGAUGUUGAUGAAGAGCAGAUCAAGAUCGUUGACGGUCAGUCACACUUCUCACGUGAGCAGACAAUCGACUCUCCAACCUUUCAGGUUCAACUCUAUGACAACAAUCAUGGCGGGACGAGAGUAUGGAUUCUUGCCCAUCAUGCCAUCUAUGACGGCUGGUCCAUGGAUAUCAUACUCGCCGACGUCAACCGACUCCUCAGCGGACAAUCUAUACCGAAGCGAACCCCUUUCGCUGAAGUUGUCGCCAUGCAGCGAUGGCUAGCGUCUUCGCCCGCAGCUGACCGAUCAGGCGCAUACUGGGCCGCACAUUUACAAGGAUGGACCAAGGAUCCUUUUCCAACGCUCGUCGAUCGCUUAGGAGGCCAGCAAGAUCCGCUUGUUAUUGCAGAUCAAGUGGAGAUUCCAUACCCCAAAGUUGACGCAGCCUCGAAAGAUCUGGGCUGCAGCGUGCAGGCCUUAUUUCAAGCAGCGCUAUACGUUGUGUGGGCCGGUAUACUUGGCAGCACAGAUGUUGUACUUGGUGUGGUGUCCUCAGGCCGGUCCUUGCCAAUGGGCGGUAUCGAAGAAAUCAUCGGCCCUUGUAUCGCUGCGUUGCCUCUGCGCGUCGACUUUGAGAAGUUGUCCGACGCCGAGCAAUUGCUACGCCACAUUCAUUCAUGCAAUCGAGCCAUGCUUGAAAAUUCGAUCAUCCCACUGGGCGACAUCAGGAAGAUGAUGGGGUUGCGCGCCAGUCAAACCGUCUACGAUCUCCUAUUCGUAUAUCAACAGUCUUCGAAAUCUGAGAGCAAGAGGCGCGGCCUGCUAAAGGAAAUCCGGCGCUUGGAUAGACUGGAAACCAAAGUCCUGUUUGAGGCUGAGCCGAACGACACAUCCUUCUCGAUUCAGAUCACAUACCACUCAGACAGCGCUCGAGGUGAUAUGAUGAGAAUGCUCUUACAACAAUUCAAGCUGGCCUUUGGACAACUUAUUGAGCAAUCACACAGCGCACUGGCUGAUACACGUCGGGCACUGAUCCCAGUACCGGCCACAUAUAAUACUUCGCCAGUCCCGCUUGAAGGCACGCCAGACUUGGCUGCCAUGUUUGAACAAGUCGUCGAAGAAAACUCCGACAAGGAUGCCCUUUCGUUCAUCGAGCCCGGUCACGAGUCUCCAUUCGCCAAGACGACAGUGACUUAUCAAGAAUUGAACGUUCUGGGCAACAGGAUUGCGCAUUUUCUGCUCAGUCAAGGCGUUGGCGCUAAUCAAAUUGUUGGUGUCUUUAUGGAAAAGUCCAUAUUCCUCUACGCAACUAUAUUGGCCGUCCUCAAAACUGGCUGUGCAUACCUGCCUUUGCCACCAUCGACCCCAGCUGAUCGGGUGGAAGACAUCCUGCGCCUGGCCAAAGUGCGGCACUGCGCGGUGGACACGGCCGCUGUCCGACUGUUUGGACAUCUGCGAGAAGCCCGACUCGUUGACGUGGAGCGCACGCCUCUGGAUGACUUUCGAUCCCGUAAUCUGUGUAUUCCGCCUGACCGCGACCGCUUGGCGUAUGUCAUCUUUACUUCAGGUACUACCGGAACACCCAAGGGAGUGGCAGUAACCCACGGCAACAUCGUGAGCAACAUCGACUAUCUUUCUGGGGUAUACCCAGUCAAACGAGGAGCGCAAUCAAACUUUCUCCAGGCGUGUUCUCAGGCUUUCGAUGUCUCGGUGUUUGAGAUUUUCUUUGCUUGGAAAACCGGCAUGUGCCUUUGCACCGGCGUCAACGACACCCUGUUUGCCGACCUCGCGCUUACGGUCAAUGGUCUUUCCAUUACGCAUCUUAGCUUGACACCGACUGUAGCUUCACUCAUCAGUCGUGAGACAUGUCCAGGUGUGGAGUUCCUGGUCACCGCGGGAGAGCCCUUGACACGCAGUGUCUUGGACCAAUGGGGUGAUAUACUUUGGCAGGGAUAUGGUCCGUCAGAGACGACCAACAUCUGCAGCGUCAAACAGAUGCAAACCGAUAUGGUGGUAGAGCAUCUCGGGUGGGUAUUCCCGAACACUUCAGUCAUGGUGAUGGCCAUAGGGAGCCUCGAUCCCGUGCCAGUGGGCUGGGUUGGUGAAUUCUGCUAUGGCGGUGACCAAGUUGCACAAGGCUACCUCAACAUGCCAGAACUGACGGCAGAGAAAUUCAUCCAACAUCCUCGCUUCGGAAGGAUAUAUCACUCGGGAGACAUAGGUCGUAUGCUCCCUGACGGCUCCCUGGUGAUACUAGGCCGUAUUGACGAUCAGCUCAAGUUGCGUGGGCAGCGCAUCGAAGCGGCAGAGAUCAGCAACAUCAUCGCGUCCACGCCCUGGGCGUCGUCUGCGAUUGUCAUGAUUGGGAGAAGAGCUCCGAAUAUGCCGGAACAACUGGUCGCUUUCUACGUGCCAGCUGAGCAUGUCGGCGGCGAUGGACUGUUGGACAUCGACCACGAGGCCUGUGCGGGUCUGUACAGUCUCAUGCAGUCCAAGCUGCCUUCCUACAUGGUCCCUUCUUACCUGAUUCCUCUGGCCCGCAUUCCCAUGACGAAGAGUGGCAAGAUCAACAAGAAGCAACUUCAGGAUUGGUUCCAAGAUUUGCCAUCAAGGUAUCUGGAGGCUGCCGUGCCCCAAGCAACCUUGAAUGAGGACGGAAGCGAGUGGUCCACGAUGGAAUCGGACAUUCAUGCAGCCCUCAUACAGUCAUUGAAGAUAUCUGCGACCGAAGCCAACCGAUGGACACCUUUCGCCAACCUAGGCAUUGAUUCCGUAUCUGCCAUUCGUCUCGCACGCGACUUGAGCUCUUCUCUGAAUCGCAGAGUGGCAGUUUCGUCCAUCAUCCGAAAUUCAAGCAUUGCGCAGUUUGCGCGUCAUCUCGGCCAACAUGAUGUUGAGGAGAGGGCCGUGAUAGCUGAGAAACCUUUACUGCCUCAAAGUUGCAUAGAGCAACUGCGACAUUCAUUCAUCUCUCAAGACAAGGCAGUAGCUUCCAUUCUGCCAUGCACGCCUCUGCAAGCGGCCAUGCUAUCUCGGGGUGGUCGCAACUACUAUAAUAGAGUCCUCUUGCGCCUCAAGGUUGAGGCCUCGAAAAUGCAGGCAUUCUGGAAUUGCAUGACUGAAAGGCAUGAGAUCCUCAGAACUUGCUUCGCCACGACAGAGGACGCGGAGCAUUCCAUUGCUCAAGUGGUUCUUCGAGAAUGGAGCAUCCCCUGGCAUCAGUUCGAUGCAAAGACUCCUUCAUUUGAGGAAAUCAUUCAUUCACAUUUGGAGCAAUUGCCGGAUCCGGUCGAUGCCAUGACGCCUCCUGUUUCCCUAGCUUUGAUUCGGCGCGGCACAUCGUCGUUUCUAUCGUUCAUCUGCCACCACUCUUUGUAUGAUGGUGUAGCUAUCAAUAUUCUGUGGCGCGAAGUCGAGGCACUCGCUGCAGGCGAACAACUGCCACCAGCAAUACGCUACGAGCCUCUUCUACAAGAGAUGGCCAACCUGCCUGGCAAUACUGAAGCAUUCUGGAAGAAACACUUCCACGACUUUGUUCCCUCAUACGCCUUCCCCUCAAAUGCGGGCGGGAGCACAGACCAGGCAUUGAUUACCAAAUCUGUACGCACGUCGCUGGAAACACUCAACCAUCGCUUGAAAGGUCUUGGAGUGUCUAUGCUUGCGGCUUGUCAGGCGGCAUGGGCUGUAACCCUGUCUAUCUCAUACAAAUCAACGGACAUCUGCUUCGGUAACGUCAAUAGCGGACGGACUGCCGAUGUUGACAGCAUUGAAAGACUUGUUGCGCCCACCUUCAACACCAUUCCGCUGCGAGUGGACCUAUCAACGGCCUCACACGGCCAUUCGCUCCUUGAAUAUUUCCACCGUCUCAGCUUGAAUGUGUUUCCUUACCAAUUCACUCCACUUCGUCUUGUUCAGAAGAUCAGUGGAUGCCAGGGCGUCGGUCUGUUCGAAACCCUGCUUCUCCUUCAGCAGCCCCUUCACCCUAUGGACGAUCGCGUCUGGAUCCUCGAGGAAGACAAGGGCACUAUGGACUUGCCAGUGGUCUGCGAAAUACGAGUAUCAGAGCUAGUGGAGGAUCUCAGAGCUAGCUUACUUGCGCAUCCUCAACUGCCCCCUUGGCACGUCUUUGCACACGAUGGUGAGGACGGUAUCACAAUGACGCUUGUCAUCCACCAUGCGCUGUACGAUGCCCAGUCUCUGGAUGAGCUUUUGGUUGGUCUGGGCAAGACUUUGCAGGGGGAGGCUGACGAACUCAACAUCACACCGGUCGAGCCGGGACUGCAGGUGAUCAUGUCACGACACAUGGCGGACCAAACUGAAACACGUCUCUUCUGGGAGUCAAAAGCCACAGAUGUAGUGAUCAAUACCUUUCCGACAAUGACGCCUCUUCGGGAGCCUGCAACGUCUCUUCGCUCGGAAACCUCAACCUUGUCGCUCUCGUUCUCGCAUCUGCAAGAUGCAGCAAAGGACGCAGGUGUCACCGUGCAUGCAGCCAUUCAUGCGGCUUGGGCAAGAGUUCUCUCUUCGUAUCUCGGGGAAGAAGCCGUUGUAUUUGGGUCGACCAUCUCAGAGAGGACGUCUGAAGCUACCAAGUCCACGCCGAUCCCCUGCAUUACAACUCUUCCUGUCCUCGCAAGAGCUACGCCUUCAAACCUGGGUCUCCUCGAGAGUAUCAUGGAUUUCACUACCAAAGUGCGCAAGCACCAGUCGGCAUCUUUGAGCUCUGUCCAAAAGUGGUUGGGUCAUCCUGCCACUCCCAUCUUCGACACUCUUGUGUCUUAUCGGAAGAGGGAUGAACAUGAGCCCUCACGACCUUUUGAACUCCUCUCUGACAACGCCACACUCGACUACAAAGUCUCGAUGGAAAUAGAGGCAGGCCCCGAUGACUGUGUGAGGCUCACGACCACGUUCAUGCCGCACGUUCUCCCUGCUGAGCAAGGCCGCAUCCUCUUGGAUCAAUUUGAUGCAGUCUUGUCUCAUCUUGUACUUCACCCUGGGGAGACGGAAGAUGACCUGCAUCGUCUCACCCCCAAGCUGUUUUCCCAGCUUCCUCCAGAAGUCCCCGUUAUGCCCACGACGGUUCAGUACCUGCACCAGCUCGUUGAAGAAAAGGCACGAACCAAUCCCGAGACCAUUGCCCUAGAAUUCAUUGACUCGUUGCACCAAGGGACCAUAGAGAAACGCAUCUGGAAUUAUCGACAGCUGGAUGAGCGUGGCAACCAGGUUGCGAACAUGCUGCGUACCAAAGCAGCCGUGGGGAGCAUUGUGGCAGUUCACUUUGACAAGUGCCCCGAGGCAUACUUCAGCAUCCUUGGUAUUCUGAAGGCGGGCUGUUCUUUUGUGGCGUUGGAUCCCACAGCACCCGCAAGCCGAAAGUCUUUCAUCUUAGAAGACUCAAAGGCCCCUUGCGUUUUGACAACAGCUGAAAGCACAUUCAGCAGCACCACAACAGAAGUCGUGCGUAUCGACAUGUCUGUCUUGGAUGAAUUCUCUAUAGAAUCUGCUGUGAUUGAUAUUACAUCUCCCGAAGCCACUUGCUACUGCCUAUACACUUCUGGGACUACGGGAACCCCCAAGGGCUGUGAGAUCACGCACGAGAACGCCGUACAGGCAAUGAUGGCUUUCCAAGAUCUGUUCAGUGGGCACUGGCAAGCUGACUCACGCUGGCUACAGUUCGCGUCUUUGCACUUUGACGUCUCAGUACUUGAGCAGUACUGGACUUGGUCAGUUGGGAUUACUCUUGUUGCUGCCCCCAAAGACAUGAUCCUAGACGACUUGACGGGUUCGAUCAACAAGCUCGGCAUCACCCACAUUGAUCUCACUCCAAGUCUGGCCAGGCUUACGCAUCCCUCCGAAGUACCCUCUCUGUGUAAAGGCGUGUUCAUCACCGGUGGCGAGUCCUUGAAACAGGAGAUCUUGGACGUUUGGGGGCCAAAAGCUGUGAUACACAACGCGUACGGUCCAACGGAAGCAACAAUUGGUGUUACCAUGUACCAGAGAGUGCCCGCCAACGGUCGCCCAAGCAACAUAGGCAAGCAAUUCCCCAAUGUUGGAUCCUACGUGUUCAAGCUAGGCACCGAGGUUCCGGUGUUGCGCGGUGGAGUUGGUGAGCUUUGCGUGUCAGGCAAGCUUGUUGGCAAGGGCUAUCUCAACAGACCGGACUUGACUGCGGAACGCUUCCCCACGCUGCAACACUUUGCCGAGAAGAUUUAUCGCACAGGUGAUCUCGUGCGGGUGUUACAUGAUGGCUGUUUCGAGUUCCUUGGAAGAGCAGACGACCAAGUCAAGCUACGAGGACAACGACUUGAAAUUGGCGAGAUCAACCACGCCAUCAGGGGUGUUCCUGAGAUUCAGGAUGCUGCAACUGUCGUUGCCACACAGGGAUCGUCAGAGAAAAGCGUUCUGGUUGCCUUCAUUGUCUCUGCCACAACCAACAACAAAGGCAAUCUUGAAGUCAUGCCGGACACCGAAAGUCUUGGCCUCAAAGCCAAGGAGGCUUGCCGUACCAAGCUGCCUGGGUACAUGGUGCCAACAUACUUUCUGCAGCUGCCCUUCAUUCCAUUGUCCGUCAACAAUAAGGCCGAAGCCAAGGAAUUGAGGAGGUUGUUUGCCAAUCUGUCGCACGCGCAGCUUUCCGCGUUGACGGCGACACCGCGUUCCAGCAGAAGCACAGUAAGCGUAUCAUCUCUGACGAAGCUCACCAAGGCAUUGUCCACGUACAGUGGCCUCAAGCAGAAUGAUGUGACCGAGGACACGAGCAUGUUCGAUCUUGGGGUGGACUCGAUCACUGUGCUACGACUUGCGUCGCACCUCAAAGAACAAGGGUUCGAUGCAGCAACGCCAACGGCAUUGUUGAGAAACCCCGUGAUCAACGACCUCGCCUUCGUCCUUUGCCAGAAGACAUCACAUUCGGUUGAAGCGGGAAUCAAGGAGGCCAAACAGCUCAUGGCCGCGUGCAAGCAUCGCUAUUUGUCGUCCGCCUGCCGUGCUUUCCAUGUUCAGCCGGAGAACAUCGAGUACAUUGCACCCUGUUCACCGCUCCAGGGCGGCAUCGUAUCGAGAUCCCUUGCCUCUGCAGAAGGGCAUGCUUACUUCAACACAUUCGAGCUAAAGCUAUCGCCCCAUCUCAGCGAAGACGAGCUCCGCCAUGCUUGGGAUAGUCUAGUGUCAGAGCUGGCUAUCCUUCGGACUCGCUUUCUAGCGACGCCUUCCGGUCCCAUCCAAGUCGCGCUUAAAGCGGUGCAGUUACCCUGGGAGCAUGUCGAGCUACCUACUGAAGAAGAGACUCAGCAUGCUCUAACGCAGAUGCGCAAGGCCUGGUUGAGCACCAAUGGCCACAACGUUUCUGAGCCUUUACAAAUCUACUAUGUCGUGCGUGGAGGGGAAUCCAGACUAUUUAUCAACAUUUUCCACGGUAUCUACGAUGGCAUGAGCUUUGAUUUCAUGCUUUCACGUCUCGCUGCCGAGGUCGACGGUAGGGAUCUUCCCGAUGGGCCCUUGUUCGUUGAAGCACUCACGCAUGGGCCACUUCAGGACUUUAGCUCUAGUGAAAGCUUCUGGAAGCAGCACUUGAGAGAUUGGAUGCCGCCUGUCAUGGCCGGCUUGGGAGGUGUCGACAGUUCCCGUCCAGUGGCUAGUAGCAGGAUCAUACCUCAAGGUCCAAUCGAUCUGUUCCGUCGUUCGGAAAACACCACCUUGCAGGCUGUACUGUUAGGUGUGUGGUCUUCUGUGCUACAGAAGUAUCACUCGGGUGUGGCCACUGUUGGUGUGAUCGCAGCGGGUAGAUCAAUCGACCUUCCGGGAAUCGAGAACACAAUCGGCCCCCUAUUUAACACGUUGCCCUUCUUCCACAAGUUUCAGGGGCAGGAUACAUGGGCCUCGCUCAUCCAUUCCGCACAUGACUUUGGACUGUCAACCCUAGACUGUCAGCAUGUGUCGCUUCAACACAUUCAGAAGUGGUGCUCGGGAGGACGGCCGCUGUUCAACACGCUUUUUGCACUUCAAAUAGAGCAGCCGGAAGAUCAUGGCUUAUGGCAGCUCGUCGACGGCGAGUUGAAUCCUGACUACCCCCUUGCCUUCGAGGCAACAAUGAUGAAGGGCGGCAAUUUGAGGGUGCAGCUGGUGGCCCAAGGGCACGUGGCAACUGUCGCCGUGCUGGAUGAGAUGCUGGGUGCUUUCAGCGAUUCUUUGCGACAGGCUAUGAAGGACAGCUCCCAAUCUGUGCCAUUUGAACCAAGCAACAAUGACCCAGCAUCUUCCGGCAGGACAGAACCCUCGAUCGUCGGCGAAGAGCCGCCAACAGGGUUCACAUGGACAGAAAUAGCGGAAACGAUAAGAAGAGAAAUAUGUGCUCUCUCUGGGGCUUCCGAAGGGGACAUCCGCGGGACCACGACCAUGCUUGAGCUAGGCUUGGACAGUAUUGAUGUCAUGAAGCUAUCCGCAGCACUGCGUCGAUGUGGCGUUGAACUCGCCGCAUCUCAGAUCAUGCGGCUUCAAUCAGUUUCCAACAUUGUCUCUUCAGCUGAAGAGACUACCACGUCUCACACUCAGAUCGACAACAACACCGACUUGGACGCUACCCGCCAGAGGUUGCGCGACAGUCUGGCACGCAGUGCUGUCGUUGACAUGGCUGACGUGGAGGAUAUCGUGCCCGCGACGCCACUACAAGAGUCCAUGGUAACGGCCAUGGUGGAAUCCGACUUCCAGUGGUACUUCAAUCAUGAUCUGCUUCAACUCAGCGAGGAUGCCGAUGUGGAGAGGCUCAAGAAGGCAUGGACGCAAGUAGUCGAGGCUCAUCCGAUCUUGCGCACAGGAUUCUACCCUGUCGAGGAUGAUUCGCUGGAGAACGCAUUCUACCAGGUCAUCUACACAAAGAAUGAUCCCUGGGUCGAAUGUCUUGUUACAGAGAGCCUCGAUGAAGCUGACAGAGUCAUGGAGCGUUGCCGGCUGAGAGCAAAGGAUGGCAAGGGCCAGACAGCGUUGCUGCAGUUGUCACUUAUGUCGGUUGGCUCGCAAAGAUUUGUUGUGCUUUCUAUGGCGCACGCUCUCUACGACGGGUGGUCACUGAGCUUGCUCUACCGGGAGCUUCAGAAUGCCUAUCAUGGUCAGCUACUUGAAGCAAGGUCGCCCGAUAUCUUCUUGUGUCGGCUACUCGAGGCACCGAGCGCACAAUCACAGGAGUUCUGGUCCGAUUACCUCCAGGGAGCAAGACCGACUCAUCUUGGUGUCUCACUACAAACAGAGCCAUCAACCACGCCGGGCUUUUCAGAAGCCACUUCGGACAUGAGAUUGGAUACAAUUAAGGCAUUCUGCAAAGAUCUAGGUAUCACCAUGCAGACAUUGUGCCAGGCCAGCUGGGCGCUCGUCCUUGCAUACUAUACGAAACAGCUGGACAUCAUCUUUGGCGUCAUCAUGUCAGGACGUGACUUUGGGGGCGCCGAAGAGCUCAUGUUCCCGACCAUGAACACUGUAGCGAUGCGGUAUAUCCUACACGGGACGGCCAGAAGCUUCCUGCAGUAUGUCGAAGAGAGUAUGAGCGAUGUUCGUCAGUAUCAGAGUUAUCCGUUGCGCAAAGCUCUCACGGCCGCCCGAGCACCGAUGGGAGGGCUUUUCAAUACCUUGUUUAUGUUACAAAAGAGUGCAGAGACCGGGUCCAGCACACUCGUCCACUCUGUUCGGGGCGUUUCCGCGGUCGAUUACCCGGUCUGCGUGGAGGCUGAAGUCGAGCAAGGACAACUAUCCUGGCGCAUCGCCGUUCAGCCUGGUUUCGUCCCUCUGGAGUCACCCUCGAAUCUACUCAAACAACUGGACGGAGUUCUGAGUUUCCUGAUUAAGUCUCCGGAUUCAGAUCUGCUCUCCUUCACAGCGGCAGGGAUCUCCUUGGGUGGUCUGCCUAGUUUUACAAUCAAGGAAGACGCGGAGAGCGAGGAUGAGUCAAGGCUUACCACGCCACUGACAGAUGACGAGGACUGGAGCGGCAUCGCCAGCACGAUCCGUAGCGUUCUCAGUCAAGCCUCUGGCGUAGAUGAGACGAGCAUCCGGAUGACGGACACGCUCUACCACCUAGGCCUGGACUCCAUCAGCUCUCUCAAGGUUUCGAGACUCCUGAAGCAGCAGGAUCUUGACUUGCGCCCUCGCGACCUGAUACGGGCCGAGAGCAUCGCCCAUCUGGUGGAGAUGGCAACCGCAAACCAGUCCGACGGCGAAGGGUCACAAGACCAAGAAGCAGCUGUGGCAUGGCAGCUGCCACCAUCACUGGAUGUCGAUGGCCUGCUCCUCCACCACAAUCUGCAGCACAGUGACGUGGAGGCCAUCCUGCCAGCAUUGCCGAUGCAGGUCUUUGUCCUGGGAACAUGGCAGAACACCAAUGGCGCCGUCUUCAACCCGAUGUUUACGUACGAGCUCGACAGCGCGUGCAGCAAAGAGGAGAUCAUGGCCGCGUGGGGGCUCGUCACAGCAUCAACGCCUAUCCUACGCACCCGCUUCAUGGCAACGGGGGACAAACAAUUGCCGCUGUUGCAGGUCGUCCUCAAGUCGGCGGCGUCAGACUUGGUCCACUUGCAGCCAGGCGAGAGAACCGAGGCUGGCACAUGGCAUCUCCGUCUCCACGUGCACCAUGCUCUCUACGACGGUGUCAGUCUUCCGCUGCUGAUGCAACACCUCCUCCACGCGCUCGUAUCACGAUCACUCCCCAACAGCAGCCUCGACCUAUGGAACAGAUAUGCCACCAAUCCCUAUCUCCCGUCGUCCGUCAGUGCCAGAAAGGCGUUUUGGACGUCGUACCUCUCUGGCGUGGAGCCAGACUCGGAGGCACGGACGGGUUACCCCAUUCGUCCUCGCGUGUCGUAUAUAGCACGAUCGGCAGUCCGUGACACCUCUCUGCUCCAACAGCAUGCCGCCGCCAAGGGCGUCGGUGUGCAGUCCCUCUUCCUGGCCGCCUAUGCCAAGGUGCUCCUCGCCCGAGGUCAUGAGGGCGGCGGCGAGGAGGUGGUGUUUGGCGUGUAUCUGGCCAACCGCCAAGAGGAUACAUCCCUGGACGCAAGCUUCCCGCGGCUGAAUCUCGUGCCGCUGCGUGUCAAGGCCACCGGGCCACUGGAGAGCGUCGCGCGCCGUGUACAGAGGGAUCUCAGCCUGAUCAUGAGCCAAGGGCGUGCAGCGGUCGGUCUGUGGGAGGUGGAGGUCUGGACGGGCGUUCGGGUCACGUCGUUUGUGAACUUUCUGUCUUUACCCGAUCGUGAUGAGGAGUAUGGUUCUUCCCCAGAAGCCGUGCGCUUACGGGUUGUCGAAGGUGGUGCUGGUGACGAGGAGCCCACCGCCUACGACGCAUCGGCUGUUGGUGAUGUCGUGGUAAGGCAUGUUUUCCCGGUACGUAUUUGCGGUCCCAUUAACUUUGUUUCUUCUAUGAGAACUAACGCAUGCAGCCUGCUAUGGAUAUCGAAGCAUCACUCCGGAACAGAAGUCUUGACAUUGGUAUCUUUGGCCCUGAAGGGGAGGCUGGUGAUGCCCAGAGCUGGGUAUCUGAGCUUGUCCACGCAUUGGACGUCUAGGCGUAUUUAUUCGGAUGCUUUUUUCAUUGUAUAUGUACAGACAUUUCCUGUCGACGUACAACUACCGUCGAUUCAUGUCCAUACUUCAAAGCAUCGUGUGCUAUCCAGGAACGCCAACCGUGCCGUCUAUAGAAUCACCUAA
Molecule: messenger RNA, 13761 nt
Organism: Emericellopsis atlantica
Lineage: Eukaryota; Fungi; Ascomycota; Sordariomycetes; Hypocreales; Bionectriaceae
Product: nonribosomal siderophore peptide synthetase
Exons: 3
Coding region: 1-13761 (4586 amino acids)
Biological process (GO): amino acid activation for nonribosomal peptide biosynthetic process; secondary metabolite biosynthetic process
Cellular component (GO): cytoplasm
Molecular function (GO): phosphopantetheine binding; catalytic activity
Source: RefSeq, a predicted model, not a curated record